AUGCAGAAGAGCACCAAGAUAAAGAUUGCCAUCUUCGUGCUGCUGGUUGGUAUGGGUUGCAUGUUAACGGCGGUGGUAACAGACCACUGGGCAGUGCUCAACCAUGAGGUGACAAAAGUCAACACGACCUGCGAGGCGGCCCACUUUGGCCUCUGGAGGCUAUGCAAAAAGGUGAUCUACAUGUCCUCUGAACACAGUGUGAAUAGGCAAGGCUGCGGACCCAUUACUCUGCCCGGAGUGGAAAACUGCACUUACUUCAGGCACUUCACUCCAGGACAGGAUGAGGAGAUAUUUGAAUACAAAACACAAAAAGAGUACAACAUCUCUGCUGCAGCCAUCUCCAUCUUCAGUGUGGCCUUCAUGAUCCUGGGGUCUCUGUGUUUGAUAGUAUCAUAUACCACUACAAACAAAGGCAAACAAAGAGACUACCUCCUCAAACCUGCUGGCAUGUUUUAUGCAUUUUCAGGUCUCUGUGCCUUUAUCUCACUGGAGAUGAUGCGCCAAUCAGUCAAACGAAUGAUCGAGAGCGAGGACACGCAGUGGGUCGAAUAUUACUACUCCUGGUCCUUUGCUUGUGCCUGUGCUGGUUUUGUUCUUCUCCUUCUCACUGGCUUUGCCCUCCUGAUCCUCUCGAUGCCCCAGAUGCCCAGGAAUCCAUGGGAGACUUGCAUGGACGCCGAGCCAGAGCAAGCAGAGUGAUAGCUAAAUGGACAGAUGGAUGCAGGAUGAGAGCGAUUAAAUCUUUUCUUUUGAGUACAGAUGUUAGAUUAAUUUCAAGAACAAGACCUGGCCAUAACAGGGUAAGGUCACGAUGACAGAAACCGGCUCUGGUAGAUCGAUAUAGAUUGAUAGAAAAUAAAACCCAACUUUAAUUGUUCAUCUUUCUGCAGUAUGUAGGAAUCAGAGGCAAGAGAGCAGACUUGAAGG
Monopterus albus (swamp eel) is the source of this 927-nucleotide messenger RNA. Its product is annotated as voltage-dependent calcium channel gamma-1 subunit. The transcript has 4 exons. Gene Ontology annotation, biological process: regulation of calcium ion transmembrane transport via high voltage-gated calcium channel; calcium ion transmembrane transport. The coding region runs from base 1 to 699 and encodes 232 amino acids. The record is from RefSeq and is a predicted model, not a curated record. Gene Ontology annotation, cellular component: membrane; L-type voltage-gated calcium channel complex. Lineage: Eukaryota; Metazoa; Chordata; Actinopteri; Synbranchiformes; Synbranchidae. Gene Ontology annotation, molecular function: voltage-gated calcium channel activity; calcium channel regulator activity.